CUAGUAAGCUCUUGCCACUGUGACUAGUAAUUCUAUCAUAUCCUACAAAAGAACUCAUCUUGUUUCACGUUCUAUACCAUAUGUCCAGCGACCGACAAUUGCGCGACUUCAUAACCCGACAGAGAGUACUGCUCUCCAGCGAACGAGAUGCAGAGGUUGAGCGGUCGGCCCUCCUGCUUUCGAAUUGCGGACCAAAGCUGCUCGAGCAGAAAGGUCUAGCACUUGGGGGCCUUGGAGUAGCUAGCAUCAACAUAGGACUUGGAGGAAAGACUCUAGUGGAACUAGAAAGACCUACGGCGUAUCAUUCCACUCCAUUGUUGCCUCCGCACAGUCUCAGAGGAAAUGUCGCUGAAGGUUCAGCUCGCAAGAAGACGACGACAAAGGGAAAGAAGGCGGAUUCUGCUGAUAAGUCACGUCGCUCGACCGAGGGCGUUGUGUACAAGGUGUCAGACACGCGCAUUGUGGUCGCGAUGAAUGCCUCUGAAUCUGGCAACGAUGAACUCGACAUCCCCGACCGUUGUCGACUUCUAAAACUCGCGAACAGCGUGACGUACGAUAGGAUGGACAAGGCAUUAGAUCAACUCGAGAAAGUGGUCCUGCCCGACGCAGCAGGGGCUACCGGACCAAUCCCUGAACUAAGUGGUCUAGUGCGCAGCAUCACAUUCUUCGAUGGCAGCCUAAACCAGAGCCAACGCGACGCCAUCAGGUUCGCGAUGGAAUCCAGAGAAGUAGCCUGCAUUCACGGCCCACCAGGCACAGGAAAGACACAUACACUCAUCGAACUCAUUCGCCAAUUGACCAGCGUGACCCCGGCAAACCCCAAGCCGCUCCGCCUGCUCGUGUGCGGCGCAUCCAACCUCUCCGUGGACAACAUUCUCGAGCGACUACUUGCUUUGCCUGCGCCUACGAAUGGUGCAAAGCUCAAAGUGACACGGGUAGGACAUCCCGCCCGCGUGAUGGCACAUGAAGGGGUGCUUGACGCGACGCUCGAGAUGAAGGCUAGCAGGAGUGACCAGGCGGCGCUGGCAAAAGACGCGAAAAGAGAGCUCGAGGAAACCCUCGCUAUACUCUCUGGAAAAGGGAAAAGCGCGAAGGGCAAGGCCCCGAGGGGGGCCGAGCGUAGGAAGAUGUGGGAAGAAGUCAAGGCAUUGCGCAAAGAAUACCGACGGCGCGAGGGCGGUGUUGUCGAAAGUGUCCUCGGGGAAUCACAGGUCGUCCUUGCAACGUGCCAUUCUGCCGGCGGGUGGCAGUUGCGAAACCAUCAGUUCGACGUUCUCAUCAUAGACGAAGCAACCCAAGCCAUGGAGGCGGUCUGUUGGAUACCGGCCUUCAAGGCGAAGAAGAAAAAUUCCACCAAAGAGGGAAAACGGAAACUGAAACGAAGCAGUCCGCAGAAAGAUGCGCCCAAGCCAUCGGAGCCACCGCCCGUGGAUGAGCAUAAGGAUUCGAAUGGCUCAGAGAAUGGCAAUGAUGACUCCAGCUCUGCAAAUGAGCUCCGACCGCCGCGAUCGCUCGAGACGACUCUAUUCGAUCGACUCGAGAAGAUGUAUGGACCUGGCAUCAAACGCUUGUUGAACGUGCAAUACCGCAUGCACGCCCAGAUCGCGGCGUUCCCUUCAAAAAUGAUGUACCAGAACAAAUUGACGUCCCACCCCUCCGUUGCAUCUCACCUCCUCAAAGAUCUCCCGAAUGCAAGUGCAGCGGACGAAGACGAAGAGAGGGAAUUGCUCGGCACCCCCGUAUAUUACGAGAGGGUCGAGGGUGACGAAGAUGAGGGGAGUAAAUGCAACGAGAAUGAAGUGACUGUGGUGAAGAAGUAUAUCGAAGAAUUGGUUGGCGCAGGCGUGCUACCGUCACAAAUCGCUGUGAUCACCCCGUACCAGGCUCAAGUUGCCCUUUUGGCAUCCACGUUACGACCCGUUUAUGGACUUGACCUCGAAAUUGGGACUGUAGACGGGAUGCAGGGCCGGGAGAAGGAGACGGUGAUAAUCAGCCUUGUACGAAGCAAUGAGAAGCGGGAAGUAGGCUUCUUGAAGGAUAAACGAAGACUCAACGUUGCGAUGACUCGGGCGAGGCGCCACUUGUGUGUGGUGGGCGACUCGUCCACCAUCCAGCACGGUGGACGGUUCUUGAAGGCGUGGUCUGCAUGGCUGGAAGCCAAUGCAGACGUACGGUUUGCCGGCAUAGACUAGGGCUUGUUGAUAUGCCAAGGGUCGGGCAACGACUCUCGGCCAGUCGCUAUGCACCCGCGUUAGAUGACAGCAUCUCUAGGUCGUCUGUGCUGUUCAUCGAUUGAUCACCGCUUUCACAUUUGAAGGCAUAUAGGGAAGCCAUACUACUUUCGACAGAUGUAGUGCUCGGUAGGCUCUCGAAAUAUGCAACAGUUGCGACUUGAUACAGAUUCUCAAGACCUGAACGUAAAACGCGCAGCCGUACGG
Fomitopsis serialis is the source of this 2438-nucleotide messenger RNA. Its product is annotated as AAA domain-containing protein. The record is from RefSeq and is a predicted model, not a curated record. Gene Ontology annotation, molecular function: 5'-3' DNA helicase activity; RNA binding; ATP hydrolysis activity. The transcript is spliced from 22 exons. Bases 81 to 2192 code for a protein of 703 amino acids. Lineage: Eukaryota; Fungi; Basidiomycota; Agaricomycetes; Polyporales; Fomitopsidaceae.